UGUAUAAAUUAGUUUAAAUGACUAUAUUGAGUGGUUGUAGAUCUUAACAUUUUUAAACCCGAACUUAUCUAGGAGCUCUCUUACGUGUUCUCUCGUCAUUCCUCAUUUCAAUAAAAAUAUUAACUUUAAAUUGUUCUUCAUUUCAUUACUUUGUGAUAAUCCUUCAAUUAAUCUUGAGAAUCUCUCUGGAUGAUUGACCCAAUCACAUCUUUCAGGAAUACCACAGCUUUCUAAAUUUAGUCCUUCUAGUUUAGUAUAGAUCAGAGCAUCUUCUAAAUCAGGAACUGAAUCAAGUUGAAGCUUUCAGCUUAGAAUUCCUAAAUAUUUCGGAGCCUCCUUUCAGAUCUGAAACAAAUUUCUCAUUUGAGAGUAAUUGAUGUCAGCAUUCAAAAUAUAUAAAAUUUUUGAUACUAGAGAGCUUAAAUACGUAACAAUAUCGUUGAUUUUUUCAAAGCUUAGCAUUUCUCCCCUCUGAUUCAAGUCAAUUCUUUCCAAUCCUUUUGGUAUUCAUGAAAAUAUAAAAUCUUUAGACAACCGCAGAUUUUCAUGCAUGUUAUGUAUUUCUAUAUAUGUAAGCUUUGGAAGUAUAUUGCCACAAACAGCUUCCAUGAACUCAGAAUCUUCUUUAGCUUUUAGAUCUAAUUUCAACGCUCUCUUGUUUCCUUUGAAAAGUUUCUUCCCUGUGAUUCCUUCGUAUACUCUUUUUAGAUCAUUCACUGUAGAUAAGUUAAUGAUAGAUUUUGCAAUCUUUUUAUUACGAACAACUUUAUGUUGCAAAUCUUCAAUUGUUGCUUCCAUCUGCUUGAUUUGUUCUUGAAAGCUACCUUGUCUAAUCGGCCUUGCAAUAAAUCUUUCGAUCUCUUGUUUGUCAAUACUCAAGUAGUCUCAAAUAAGUUGGAUAUAAUUCUGAAAACAGAAAUGUCCCACAAAUUCAUCUCUGUUCAGUCUAUCAAAGAUGCUCAUGGUUUCAUCUUCAAGUUCCUCGUAUUUAUCAAGCUCUUGAGUUUGUUCGGCUGAUUCAAGCUCCCUCUGCAUUUCAAUAAUUCUUUUUUGGGCUUCAUCAAUCAAAAGUUGUGAUACUUUUGUAUUUUCUUGCUACUUAAUUGAUUCAAUUUCAAUUUUAAAGUUUUUGAUACAUAUGCUCACCACCUGUAGAGCCUUUGCAACUCCUUUAGUCGCAUCUAACUAGACUCAAUACUGCUCCUGCUCUGGCUUUAAGUGCUCUUGUCAUAUCUGGAUAUCAAACCCUUUAUGAAAAUACUCUGGACCAUUGGCACAAUCUCCAAUCUGUCACUUAGGACUGGCUUC
Messenger RNA from Moneuplotes crassus, 1308 nucleotides. The record is from the annotation of a GenBank genome assembly. NCBI's taxonomy places the organism in Eukaryota, Ciliophora, Spirotrichea, Euplotida, Euplotidae.